AUGACAGCCCGAAAUGGACAUCCCCUGGUAUCCUACCAACCGCUAAGGCUCCUUUUCCAGCUGUCAUACAUCGUCGUGGUCAUCUUGCGCCUCCCAUACUAUGCCACUAUAUCUUUGAUCCCGUUUCUUAGAGCAAACAGAAAAUGGACCGCGAAGCAGACCUUCAUGACCCGCAUCACUUAUCCGUUGCUGGAUGCUGUGUCUCGAGUAGGAAUCACAGAGACGCUCACUUUGGACCUAGGAAAGGAGGGUAAGAGGUUCCAAAUGGUUCCAGUGUCCACUUCGGAUGUUUACAAAGGGCCACUGGCAUCUAAGACUGUCAAGCCCGCUAAGAUUGGAGGAACCUGGUAUCCGGAUGCUCCUGGAGCGCAGGUGACUUCAAAGACUAUCGUGCUUUAUUUCCACGGAGGAGCCUUCGUCCAAGGCGAUGGGCGGACGGAGCAAUGUGGACCCAUCGCCAAGUACUUUCUCGACAAAGGGACCGCCGAUGCCGUCUUCUGCUUGCAAUACCGCCUUUCAGGCCACGGGGGCAUGAAUCCGUUUCCAGCCGCACUGCAAGACGCGCUGUCCAGCUACCUGUUUCUCCUACAGCAACUUAACAUUCCGCCUCACCAGAUCGUUUUCGCCGGCGACAGCGCCGGCGCCAACCUCGCGGCGGCCCUGCUGCGCUAUCUCUAUGAGUUUGGAUCUACCAUCAAGACACCGACACCCAAAUGCGCCGUGUUGCUUUCGCCGUGGGUCGACCCGUUCUAUUUGAAUCCAACAGGUAACCCGCAGCGCAACACCGACUUCGUCCCAGGCACGUAUGGUGCCUGGGGAGCCUACUCCUAUGCGGGCAGCUGUUCCGAGCCUUGGGCCAAUCCUUACAUCACGCAGCUAGGCCAUCCGUUCCCGACGCCUGUUCCCCUGUUCGUGAAUGUGGGGACCUCGGAGCUAUUCUUAGAGCGCAUAACACGGUGGGCGGUGGAGAUGCGCGGAAUUGAGGGCAACGUAGUGGAACUACAUAAUGAAGAAGACGCGGUCCACGAUACGUAUUUGAUUGGCCAACUGAUGGGGUUUGAGGAGAGCGCUUGGGGCGUCGCAUCAAAGGUUGCCGAGUUUGUGCAGAACCUCUAG
Penicillium lagena is the source of this 1116-nucleotide messenger RNA. RefSeq lists its product as uncharacterized. Gene Ontology annotation, molecular function: hydrolase activity. The transcript is spliced from 2 exons. Lineage: Eukaryota; Fungi; Ascomycota; Eurotiomycetes; Eurotiales; Aspergillaceae. The coding region runs from base 1 to 1116 and encodes 371 amino acids. The record is from RefSeq and is a predicted model, not a curated record.